Cercopithifilaria johnstoni is the source of this 201-nucleotide messenger RNA. The record is from the annotation of a GenBank genome assembly. NCBI's taxonomy places the organism in Eukaryota, Metazoa, Nematoda, Chromadorea, Rhabditida, Onchocercidae.
AUGAGACGUACAUAUCUGCUUGCACAUAUUUGCAUGUUUGUAUGGCUACCCGCUCGUUUUUAUUCGUUGAAUGUUCGAGCGUUACCCCGAUCGUUUCAACGUUACGGAGUGAUUCAAAUUGCCGCCCAACAUUUGGUAAUGUUUGUUCGGCUUGUUUUACGCUUCACUUACAAUGGACGUGCGGAAGUAGUUAUUCAGUGA